Messenger RNA from Trichobilharzia regenti, 414 nucleotides. The record is from the annotation of a GenBank genome assembly. NCBI's taxonomy places the organism in Eukaryota, Metazoa, Platyhelminthes, Trematoda, Strigeidida, Schistosomatidae.
AUGGAGGGUGAAGAACGACCUCAUAAUUCUACAGUACCUUGUGAACGUAUUUUUAUCCAACGUGAUUAUUCUUCUGGUACAGCUGUACGUUUUCAAACUCUUCCUAUGCCACUUCAACUUCGAGGUCGCAUUCCCGCCAAUAGAUAUGCUGAUGCAAUUACUCGUUUAAACAAAUUAUUUGAUGAAGCUGAAACAAUAACAUCUACUGUGUGUUUAGAAAAUUUAUUUGGAUGUUUAACAGCUUAUUUGAUAUUUUUAUGCAUGAAGACACAUUAUGAUAAGGUAUUGCAGAAAGUCACUUUAGCGGUUGCUGAUUUAAAUGAAAAAUUGUUUCUACCGAAUGGAUUACUGAUGAUUGAUCCGUCUGAACGUGGACUCCGAGUUAUAGAAUUAUGCAUAUUUCAUUCGCAAUGA